AUGCCCACCAUCGCCCAGCGCCGGCGGCAGCAUAGGCGGCAGAACUCGACCCCGUCGGCCUUUGAAACAGUGAAGAUCCAGAAGAACCUGCCCCCCAACCACAGCAACAACAUCAACACCAACAACACCAACAGCAACGGACGGCCUGCCGGAGGCCAUCGCCGCGGUCUUAGCCUCGAUACCAGGAGGCAACACAUAAGGCAGCGGUCGACGGCCUCGGCGACGACGGCGACACCAUCACCCGCGGGACCCAGGCAGGACUUCACAACGGUAGGCCCGGGCACGCAAUAUGCCUACGCCAUGACUGGAACAACUCAAGCACAGCCAGCAACAGCACCCCCAACGAUAUCGUCCCAUGAGGACUUUCUCGUGUCAGUCCAUGGAAAUCCUCACGCUCAGAGAUUCGAUCCGAACUGCUUCGAUCCCAAUUCUAUCCCCUUCGAUCAGUACUUGAUCAUGCAGAAGAGUCGCGCCAAUUUCGAGAAUAGCAUGGCUGCUUCUAACGAACUCUUCGCCGCCAACAGUGCCCUCUCCACACCCACCUUCGUCAACUUCCAGGAGAACCCUGUGCAGGCUCAGGGCUGGACGUCUGAGGGAGAGGCAUCCGCUGGUAGGCGGACUGUAAGGCGUAUCAGCAACGGAAUCAUGGAUCGGGUAGCCAAGUUCGAAAAUCUGAACGAGGAAACUCAGAGGGCUUCUACACCUCCACCCCAGAAUGUAAACAAUUGUCUCCCCACACCCCAGACUGAGGCUGCUGCCACCCAAGUUCAAGUGAACCAGGAGCAGCCUCCUAGACCGAAUCGUUUUAGCGACGGAUACGACGAGUCCAUGGAGGAGACUAUCAAGCCGGCAAGGAGGUCCGCUCAGCACAAGUCGACAGUUUUCGAUGAGAUGCGUAGGCAGGCCGAGCAACAAGAGCAGCAGCAGCAACAGCAGCAGCCUCAUCAACAACCACAACUCCAGAGGAUUGCCCCCGCUGGCCCUCUUCCCCAGAGAGCCAACACCAUGCCCGACUACAAGACCACAAACUUCCACGGUAUGGCCGUCAUCCCUGGCGGCCAUGACUUCAUGGACAUGAACAACUUUAGCCACGAGUUCAUGAAGAUCCGGAGUGGUUACGAUGGCAUGAACUUUGGCAUGGUCGACGGAAUACCAGACAUGGCGAACCCUGAUCUCCCUCAGCCUAGCCCCUUUGACAAUCUCCCUGAUCUCCGACCUCACGACUCCGUAUCCCAACCAAACUCCCCUAGCCGAUCCCAUUCUUCCCGCCGAGCUUCUCCUCACCGCCGGACAGACUCUCUCGCCAGCAUCGCCAGUGCUGCAAGCAUCGCCGAUAUCAACAUUGAAGAGACGCGCACCGAGACGGGCAUCACGAUCGAGGAUAUCGCGACUUACAUCCAAGGCCCUGAUCCCGUCGACAACAAGUGGCUAUGUCUCUACGAAGGCUGUGGCAAGCGCUUCGGCCGCAAGGAGAACAUCAAAUCCCACGUCCAAACCCACCUCAACGACCGUCAGUACCAGUGCCCAACCUGCAAGAAGUGCUUCGUCCGGCAACACGACCUCAAGCGCCACGCAAAGAUCCACACGGGCAUCAAGCCGUACCCCUGCGAGUGCGGAAACAGCUUCGCGCGCCACGACGCCCUUACCCGACACAGACAAAGAGGCAUGUGCAUCGGUGCCUUUGACGGCAUCGUGCGCAAGGUCGUCAAGCGCGGCAGGCCGAGGAAACACCGCCCGGACAUGGAAACGAGGGUCGACAAGGCGACACGCACGCGAAAGAAGAACCUGUCCAUCAGCUCGAUGUCGUCGCAGUCCGGUUACUCCGACGCAAGCUCGGCGCCUGGCUCCCCUCGGAACGACUUUGACAUGCUGGACAGCAGCGGCUUCGACCUGAUGGACGUCGCCAUUGACAAUUCCACAAUCAACGGGGUGCCGCCCAUGCUUGGUGGCCCCGCCCCCGGUCAGCACCAGAUGGCCACUCUCCCCGCCGCCGAUACCUCCAAUCUCCAACAAUACGCCAACUCCCCCGAGAGCCACCACUCGUACGUCUCGCCCGAGGCCAUCAUGGAACCUCCGCAAGCGCUACCGCCCCAUCCACAAUCGCCAGCCAAGAGCAUCGCGAGCCAAUUCAACGAGCCGCCCGAGCUCUCGCAGUCCUCGUCUCCGCCGCCUAGUCGUCUCUUCGACGUCGAGCCGAACACGUCCAUCACUGACGACUCGAACCUGUCUGCCUUUGUCCCGAUUACCUCGGCGGGCCAGAAUCUCAAUGGUUCGUUGACGGUGGGCAUCGGUGAGCAGGACGACGAGAUGCUCCUCAAGGCGUUUACGAACGAUGAGAGAUUGCUUCCUUUGGAUAGGGAUCCGUCCAUGUUUAUGAUGAGCAAGUUUGAUGAGGAAUACGCCGUGAGCAUGUUGAAUGCGGAGAACGAAAUGUUCUUCGGAAGCUGA
Scedosporium apiospermum is the source of this 2448-nucleotide messenger RNA. RefSeq lists its product as uncharacterized. Gene Ontology annotation, molecular function: RNA polymerase II transcription regulatory region sequence-specific DNA binding; DNA-binding transcription factor activity, RNA polymerase II-specific. The coding region runs from base 1 to 2448 and encodes 815 amino acids. Gene Ontology annotation, cellular component: nucleus. The transcript has 3 exons. The record is from RefSeq and is a predicted model, not a curated record. Gene Ontology annotation, biological process: regulation of transcription by RNA polymerase II. NCBI's taxonomy places the organism in Eukaryota, Fungi, Ascomycota, Sordariomycetes, Microascales, Microascaceae.